UCAAUAUGUAUCUUCCACAUCAUCAAUGAGCGGCUGAUAUGACUCGGUGCAAACGCGUAUCUGCUGUUGUGACUAAUUAAAUAUCUCUGAAUGGAUACAUAGUCGCCACUAAUGAAAACUUUUAUUUGAGGAGCGUGGAUACAAGUCAUGGAUUUCUCCAAGUUUUUGGAUGCCAAUUUUGAUGCCAAGGAGUGGGUGAACGCUGCAUUCAGAGCUCAGAAGGAUGCCCCCGAACAGAAGGACGCCCAUGCAGCAACGCUUGUCAUGAAACUGCAGCUAUUUAUACAGGAGGUGAAUCACUCUCUUGAGGAGACAAGCCAGCAGGCGGUGCAGAACCUCCCUCGGGUCUUGAGGGAGGUUGAAGCCGUCCGUCAGGAGGCAACAUUCCUUAAGGAUCAGAUGCAGCUGGUCAAGGCCGACAUCAAGAAGGUCGAGGAAGACACCUCCCAAUCCAUGAAGAUGCUGCUGGACAUUGACGCUAUCAAGUCUCGCAUGAAAGCUGCCUCCGAUGCUUUACAGGAAGCUGAUAACUGGACCACACUGAUGGCUGAUGUGGAUGAAGUCUUUCAGAGCAAGAACACCCAAGUGAUUGCUGAUAAACUUAUGGCUAUGCAGCACAGCUUGAAUAUGCUGGCACACUGUGGUGACUAUGAGGAGCGCUGCCAACAUCUCGAGACACUGAAGAACCGUCUGGAAGCCAUGUUGAGUCCCCAACUCGUCAGUGCCUUCAACACUCACUCACUGGAAGCUACCCAGAGUUACGUGAAAAUCUUCCUGGACAUAGACAGGCUCCCCCAGCUCUACAAUUACUACCACAAAUGUCAUAAGACUUCCUUGUUACAACAGUGGCAGCACCUACAGGGAGAGAACCUGGACAAGCCCCUGACGGAAUGGCUGCCCAACUUCUACGACACGCUACUCUCCACCUGGCACAAAGAGAUCAAGUGGUGCGAGCAGGUUUUCCCUGAGGCAGUGAGAGUCGUGAGUGAGUUACUAACCCAAACACUGACUGGACUCCAACCAUCCCUCCCCGCCUGCAUGGACACAGCCCUGCAAGACAACACGUUGCCCAACUUGCUGGAACUAAGACAGAUAGCAAACAGAUUUACCAAGAACCUUGAGAGCGCAAUUCAAGUAUCAGUAGGCUCCCCAUCUGGCCGGCAUUUUGAGGAUUUAGUGAAUGCCAUCCAUGCCCCUUAUGUUCCUUAUCUUUUGCAAUACGGUCGGCUUGAGAAGGAAUACCUGCUGCAAGAACUGAGCUGCACCCAAAUGGAAAGACGAGACCUGAUAGACUGUGCCCAGUUAUUGUCUGACUCUGUUGGCAAACUAUUCAAAAAUGCUCAUGAAGCAGUGGAGAGGUGUAUGGGCUUGACUGAUGGCUGCGGCAUUGUUGGACUGCUAGAUGCUUUGAAGGCAUUGUUCCAGAACUACUGUCAGAAGUUCCACUCUGCGCUCGACACGCUGCAUGUGGUGGGCGGACUGGAUAGCACAGCGCCCUCCCAGGCUGAACUGGGAGAGGACUGGAGCAAAUUCCAGCAUGCGCUCAAGAUUAUUCAGACAUGCGGUGAACUCCUGCUUCAGAGUGAGGAGUUUGAGCUGCAGCUGAUUGGCUCAAUUUUGAAUACAGCAACCAAUCAUGUCGCCGAGGCAUUCUCACCAAGUAGGAUUACCAACCUCAAUCUCACCCCACUUUCUGGUAAUCCGUUCAAGGAGUAUAACUACUUGGUUGUAGAGGAUCCCGUACAGCAUGCAGCGUUCGUGGAUCUCGUCGUCAAACUCAAACAAGAUGAGGUGUCUCUAAUGAAAGAGGUCACAGACAACAUGCAGAAGGUCAACGAGCAUGCUCACAAGUUCACGUUCAGCAUUGUCUUCCAUCAGUUGGAGGCCCAGCUGAUGCAGAUAUCCAAUAUGGAGGUUUGGACAGCAGAGGGUGGCAUGCUAGCUGCCGAACUUCCAGAGUACAGUCUGUCUCCUCUGGAAUACAUCACCAAGAUCGGGCAAUAUUUGAUGACCCUUCCACAGCAACUGGAACCCUUUACGUCCCAGGAGCAUCCCAGCCUAGAGAAGGCCCUGGAGACAGGCAAGCUACCCUUCCCUCCAGAAACAGGCUCGGCCACACCAGAUCACCUGGCCGAUUAUUGGCUGGGAGCCAUUGCCCGGGGAACCAUGCACACCUACGUGGAAGCCAUCUUGAAGAUCACAGAGCUCACACCGAACGCAACAAGGCAGCUGGCAACAGACAUAAACUAUCUGUGUAAUGUAUUGGAUGCUUUGGGUAUUCAUGCAUCUGAAUCUCUGAGGAACAUUGAGACUCUGUUGAAAUUACCACUCUCACAGUACGGGGAGACAAGAGGGACGAUGCCCGAUCGGUUUGUUCACAUCAUUGGAUCCAUCAGGAGUGCGCAUGAAACUUAGCCAGUGGCGGUUCGUCCAAUCCUCAGUCUUCAAAGACACAUUGCUCCUGAUAGCUUUCUGGUUUGGAAGCAAUGGAAAAUAAAACGAUUAAUGCAGACAUGCAGUACCGUGCCAAAAAUCAGGAAGCAGAUGUGCCACGGUUUACAUGAAGCUGCGGGGUUUCUUUUUGGGGGGGGGUGUGGGCCCGGGGAAUUUUUUGUUCGCUUUUGUUUUCUAUCAGGAUUAAGAAAAACAGGUGAAGUAACGUCAACCAUUGGAUCAUUGUAUUUUUUCCCUUCUAAUUAAUUUUUUGCACGAGAAUUCGAUUUACUGUAAAUUGCUUUUUGUAUAUAUCAGGCCUUACGAUAACCGGAGACUAAUGUACAUAGUUUUUAUUUCCUAUUUUUAGAUACGCUUUAGGCAACUUCCAAUUUGUCAGUUGCGUGGGUAAAAUAUUUCGGUUGUCAUACAACAGAGUAAGUCCAUCCAAACUCAAAAACUUUUCUCAUAUUUUCACAAAGAAAAGGUCGACACUGAAGGCACAAACAUAAGGAAACACACGAGAGACAUUUAUUGUAUUUGUACAAAAAUUAACAGCGAUCAUAUA
Messenger RNA from Acanthaster planci (crown-of-thorns starfish), 3001 nucleotides. RefSeq names its product component of oligomeric golgi complex 7 (gene cog7). The record is from RefSeq and is a predicted model, not a curated record. Gene Ontology annotation, biological process: intracellular protein transport; Golgi organization; retrograde vesicle-mediated transport, Golgi to endoplasmic reticulum. Gene Ontology annotation, cellular component: COG complex. Lineage: Eukaryota; Metazoa; Echinodermata; Asteroidea; Valvatida; Acanthasteridae.